Messenger RNA from Callorhinchus milii (elephant shark), 1440 nucleotides. RefSeq lists its product as uncharacterized. The coding region runs from base 41 to 1273 and encodes 410 amino acids. The transcript is spliced from 5 exons. The record is from RefSeq and is a predicted model, not a curated record. Lineage: Eukaryota; Metazoa; Chordata; Chondrichthyes; Chimaeriformes; Callorhinchidae.
GAGAAGGAGCGAUUGAAUGAGCGAGUGAGGAAAGGAGGGUAUGGAGCAAUAUGAGACACUGGCUUAUGACACAGCGCUGAGCACCUUGGCUGCGGUGUUGGUGUACGUGCUGCUGAAGGUGGGCUGGGAUGGCUACAGGCGUUGGCGAGCCCGGGCUCGGGUCCUGGUGGUGGGCUCUGGCCCCGUGGGACUGACGGCUGCGCUGGUGGCCUUGCGCUCCAGUAAAGUGGGGCGCUUGGACCUUCUGGAGGAGCGUUGCCGCCCUGCCUUGCUGGCCAGGCCCCAGCAGAUAGCCCUGGACCCCCGCAGCGUGACCUUCCUGCUGGCGCUGGGGGUGGACUUUGACAACAUGGAAGGGUGUUGGCACAACGAGCACUUCUUCACCAAGAUCGGGAUCUUUCAGGAGCACCUGCUCAGCAUCCUGGAGCAAAAGAAGCAGGAAAUGGACAUUCACAUCCACCUGGGCACCAAGUUCACGGAGGAUUACCUGAAGAAGAUCCCAGCAUCAGAUCUGCCCCGAGUGAUCGUGGUUUGCGAUGGUUCCUGCGGAGAGUCCAGUUCUGUGCUCGGCAUCACCUCCGACUACAUUGUGGAGUCCUGCAAUGCGUAUGGUGCUAACGCAGCCUUAGAGAGGGAAGACCAGAGACAGGUUCCCACGCCAGAGAUCCGUGGCCACGACUUGCACUUCGACCUCUCGGCUUACGGAGUGGAAUUCGCCCCCACCGCCGUCAAAGAGGCUCAGCACUUGCAGCCCUCGGCCGCCAAGCCCGGCUUCCAUCUGAAGAUCUACGGCACCUUCCGCAACCGCUACAUGGGUCUGGCCUGCCCGGGGCUGGACACGAAAGUGGUCAAGUUUCUCCGUCACACCCCUAACUCGUCGAUAAUGAAGAAUAUAUUUCAUCAAUCCUUCAACGCUUACAAGACUGACAUCGAGCCCCGCAUCAACGACCUGACCGUACACUUGUUGCAGUGCAGCCGAAGGCUGUUUGAGAUCAUGUUGUCCCACAGGAGAGUGACCGCAGCCUACAUCGAAGGGGACAAUGUGGUGGUGACUAUCGAGGGAGAGGCAGCCAGAGUGCUCAACUUCGACACAGGCUGCGGAGUUAACUUUGGCCUGAAGGGCCUGGAGUCGCUGGAGGAGUUUAUUUACCGGAUGGCGACGGCCGCUGAUCAGAGCGACGUGUUUGAGGCGCUCUCGGCCAAGAUCCGGCACUCCAAGCAGCUGGCGGAGGAGUUCCGGCUGAACGGGCUGACCAUGGCCAUGUUUGAAUGAGGAGGCAGUGGCUCGGUUGCCAACAGGAGUGCGUUUGGGGUGGUGGGGGGAGGGUCCUUUCACCACCUCGUGCAGCAUCGCCAAUGAACACUCCCCACCACCCCCCCACCAUCCCACCCCGGUCGGAGGACAUUUUUCUGCCAAUCCUGUCGGACGGGUGAAGAGGG